Messenger RNA from Octodon degus (degu), 4871 nucleotides. It is a transcript of the gene Hhipl1, whose product is annotated as HHIP like 1. Bases 1 to 2679 code for a protein of 892 amino acids. Lineage: Eukaryota; Metazoa; Chordata; Mammalia; Rodentia; Octodontidae. Gene Ontology annotation, cellular component: membrane. The record is from RefSeq and is a predicted model, not a curated record. The transcript is spliced from 12 exons.
AUGGAGAUGUUCAGCACCCUCAUCCUGGUCACCAGCUCUCCCGGCUGCACUGUGGGCAGAGAGGGACAAGGAGCUCCCUACCUGGAGCCUGGCCUCGCCUUCAGAGAAUUCGCCAUGUCAUGUGCGAAGCCUGCAGGGGCCGGCUCUGAGGGCUGGCCAUGUCCUCUGGCCGAGACUCAGACCCAGUCCAACAGGGUGGCCCAAAGAGACCUGCAGAGGAAGGGUGUGGGAGCUGAGGCCCUGAAGACCAGAGGAGACGACGGAGGCGGGGACGGCGGCGCGGCCGGGAUGUUGGGGCAGUGGGCCGGGGCUCUGCUAGCCCUGCGCGCGCUGCUGGCCGCCGCGCACCCACAGUGCCUGGACUUUAGGCCGCCCUUCCGGCCGCCAGGCCCGCUGCGCUUCUGCGCGCAGUACUCGGCCUUUGGCUGCUGCGCGCCGGAGCAGGACGCGGCGCUGGCCCGGCGCUUCGGGGCCCUGGCGGCCCGCGUGGACGCCGCGCUGUGGGCCGCCUGUGCCGGCUACGCGCUGGACCUGCUGUGCCAGGAGUGCUCGCCCUAUGCAGCCCAUCUCUACGAUGCAGAGGACCCAUCCACGCCCCUGCGCACACUACCCGGGCUGUGCGAGGACUACUGCCUGGACAUGUGGCGCACGUGCCGUGGCCUCCUCCGCCACCUGUCAACUGACCCUGAGCUCCAGGCGCUCGAGGGCAACCGCACCAGGCUCUGCCGCCACCUGUCCCUGGAUGACACCGACUACUGCUUCCCGCGCCUGCUGGUAAACGACCAGCUCAACUCCCACCUGGGCCGCGUUCGCGCCGACGCGCGGGGCUGCCUGCAGCUGUGCCUGGAGGAGGUGGCUCACGGGCUGCGCAACCCGGUAGCCAUGGUGCAUGCUCGGGACGGCACGCACCGCUUCUUCGUGGCUGAGCAGGUGGGGCUGGUGUGGGUUUACCUGGCCGACCGCGCGCGCCUCGAGCGCCCCUUCCUGAACAUCAGCCGUGCCGUGCUCACCUCACCCUGGGAGGGCGAUGAGCGCGGCUUCCUGGGCCUGGCCUUCCACCCGCGCUUCCGCCAUGCCCGCAAACUCUACGUCUACUAUUCCGUGGGUACCGACUUCCGGGAGUGGAUCCGCAUCAGCGAGUUCCGGGUGUCCGAGGAUGACGAGAACAGCGUGGACCACAGUUCCGAGAGGAUAAUCUUGGAGAUUGAGGAGCCAGCCUCCAACCACAAUGGGGGCCAGCUGCUCUUCGGGGACGAUGGCUACCUCUACAUCUUCACCGGGGAUGGCGGAAUGGCUGGAGACCCCUUUGGAGUGUUCGGGAAUGCUCAGAACAAGUCGGCGCUGCUGGGCAAGGUGCUCCGCAUCGACGUGGAGCGCCCGGCGCGGGGCCCGCCCUACCGCGUGCCCCCGGACAACCCGUUUGUAGGCGAUGCCGCGGCGCGCCCCGAAGUCUGGGCCCUGGGCGUGCGCAACAUGUGGCGCUGCUCCUUCGACCGCGGCGAUCCCGUGACUGGUGCUGGCCGCGGACGCCUUUUCUGCGGUGACGUGGGCCAGAACAGGUUCGAGGAGGUGGACCUGGUUCAGCGUGGCCGCAACUACGGCUGGCGAGCCCGAGAGGGCUUCGAGUGCUACGACCGCCAGCUGUGUGCCAACGCGUCCCUCGACGAUGUGUUGCCCAUUUUCGCUUACCCUCACAAGCUGGGCAAGUCGGUCACGGGGGGCUAUGUUUACCGUGGCUGUGAGAACCCCAACCUGAAGGGCCUCUACAUUUUUGGGGACUUUAUGAGUGGGCGUCUCAUGUCCCUCCGUGAGAACCUGCACACUGGCCGGUGGCAGUACAGUGAGAUCUGCAUGGGCCGCGGGCGGACCUGCGCCUUCCCGGGGCUCAUCAACAACUACCACCCGCACAUCAUCUCCUUCGCAGAGGACGAGGCCGGGGAGCUGUACUUCCUGUCCACGGGUGUGCCGAGUGCCACGGCGGCCCAUGGUGUUGUCUACAAGGUGGUUGACCCGUCACGGCGAGCACCACCCGGCAAGUGUCAGAUCCACCCUGCACCAGUGCAAGUGAGGAGCCGCCUCAUCCCCUUUGUGCCCAAGGAAAAGUUCAUCUGGACUCCGGGGAGCACCCUGAGCCCCACGGUGCGCACGCCCACCAAAGCACCUCGCCGCAGCCGCCCCACGGCUCCUGCACCUGUGCCCACCCCACGGCCGAACCGCCCCACCCCGCGGCCAAGCCACCCCACCGGACAGCCAACCCAUCCCACCCGGAGGCCAGGAGGCCGGAGGGGCAGUGGGCGACGGCGUGGACGGCCAAGCACAGCAGGCCCAAGGCCCUCAGACGGCGCAGUGCGCUUGGUGCGGCCCGUGGGGCUGAGCCCCGGCCGCGGCCGCGUGGAGGUGUUCACGGGUGGCCGCUGGGGUACUGUGUGUGACGAUGCCUGGGACAGCAAGGCCGCGGCUGUCGUGUGCCGCCAGCUGGGCUUUACCCAAGUUGUGCGUGCAGCCAAGCGCGCCGAGUUCGGCGAGGGCCGCGCACUACCCAUCCUGCUGGACGACGUGCGCUGCACAGGCUCUGAGCGCACCCUGCUGCAGUGCACACAUGCCGGCGUGGGCUCGCACAACUGCGGGCACGAGGAGGACGCGGGAGUUGUGUGCAGCCAUCGAGACCCAGACUUGUAAGCAAAGCGCUGCUGUGCGGAGGGGCUGCCCCUCUCGAGCUCUUCCGCCCUGUGCGCCUGGCGCUGCGCUGAAUCCGAAGGCAGAGGCCGGCAUGGGUGCGCCUAAGAGGUGGCCACUGUGUGCUGUGCUGCUGCAUCCAGGUGAGGGGCGCAUGCCUCCUGGGGCCCCACCCCGCGAGCCCGCCGCAGACCCUGCCAGUGCCUGCGCUGGGGCAGGGGGGCCUCUUUCUACCUUCCAGUGACCUGGAAGCAGCAGGAGUGCAGUCUGGCCCUGGACCCCAAGGACACUGGGCAGCCACCCUUCAGGGGCAGACAUGGCCCCUGGUGGAGAACAGAGACACAGUUGGCAGAUUGGAAGAGGGGCCCGGCCUGCCCCGCCCUGGACAGGAGUGGAAGGUGCCCCACUGGCUGUGCAGCCAGACAUGGGAACACAGUCCUGGGAGCUGGCGAGAGCAGGAGGGCACCUGGAGCUGAGAGAAGCCAGGUUACCUGGUGGCUGUGGCUGCCCACCAGAAGGCCAGGCUACCCAAGAGGAAGCCAGCGCCCAGCAGGGGACAGCUGGCUGGACAGCAGGAGGUCUCUGGGGCCACCCACCAGCAAUGUCUCCUGGUUCCCUGGACCUCAAUGUCAUGCUGAGCCUGUGUGACAGCCCUGGUUGGGGCAGAGCUUCCAGCAGCCUUGCUAGCACCCAUGGGCAUGGGGGCCUCACCACCUUCUGGGCUGUGUUGGCACCCCUGGGCCACCUCUGUCACCUCCAUCCCCACCCCUACUCUGGAGUCCCAGGGAUGCUAAUACUGCCAGCUCCACUUAGGGACCACCAGGCUCUGGGGCCAGUGAGACAGUGACACUCACCAGUGUUGUGCCGCAGAUGUGACUGUCCCCCACCCCCUCCAGUCUCUUCUCUGCCCAGCUGGCCUGGGGUGCAAGGAGAGGGGUGGGGGAGAAGGUGACUUGGCCUGUAGCUCCAUUUUUCUUGCUGGCAAAAGUUUUCUUGCUUGUGAGGUCUUCAGCCCAGGCCCUGAGCCAGGCCACGGGGACUCAAGGACAUCAGGGUCUGGGUAGGUAGGUGAGCACACAGGUCCCGUGCAACAGGCGGUGACAGUCACCUGCAGGAGGAGGCUCUGCCUGCAAGGAGUUCUGGGUAGAACUGGUCCCAGGGCAGUGAGCCUGGUGCAGGCCUAGUACAAGAAAGCUUAGGGGUUGUCCUCGAUCAAAUUUGGAGGCUGGGAGUUCCUGGCUGUCAAUGACUGAGCUGUUACAGAAAUGAAAGGACAAAGAUCAGGGCAUGGGAGAAAGCUGUACAGCUGCUAGCAGGAGGCUGGUGGCAGGUGAACCGUGUCCCCUGCCCCAGGGCCAGGCAUCCUCCUGCAGCACCGAUCAGGGAGUGCAGUAAGUGCCCUGGGGUGACCCAAGGGAGCAGUGCAGUGCAGGGAUUCUGGGCCGGCCACUAAAUGAGGGCACUGAUUGCUGCAGGACCCCUUGAGGUUGGGAGUGACAAAGUCCUUUUCCAAGGUGGCGUCAUCGACACAGGGUGCCCUGCCAGCUGUGGGAGGGGUCAAGUGUCCCACAAACCGUUUUUUCAUUGAUGAACUCUACCUCCUCCCUUCUGUUUUUGGGCCCAUCUCAUUGAACUGGGGAUCUCUGGUCAUCUGCCUGGUGCAUGCCUGGUUGGUGGGACCCAGCCCCUGUGGCUCAUCUGUCCCCUAGCAUUGCACAUGGAGGUCACCAUUAGCACUGUCAUUGAGUGUGGACCGAGUGUGGGGCUCAUCAGUCCUCAGGAAUUGCAGUGGGGGAAGCAGAGGUCAAUUUCCCAGCACAGGAGGAGGAAGCCAAGGCCGAGCUGGAGCUGAAUCUGCUCUGGAGCAUGCUUUCCACUAGCCCAGGGCUGCUGCACCAGCCCGGAGCCCCACCUAGAGCAGCUGUCAGCUUGGGGGAGCAGAGCAUGACCCGUGGGCCUCCCGGCACCUGGGGCUGCUUGCAUGGCAUCUUUUAGGAGGCAAGGACAUGCUGGAGCCAGCAGGGCCCUCAGGAGUGGGGGGUGGUUCUGGAGGCCAGGUCAGCACAGUGACCCCACUUGCUAGCCCCAGCAGCUGUCCCUAGAGAGCUCUGGGCAACAAGACAGCCUCCUGCCCUCUGGACAGUGCGCCUUCCUGGCAGGGUGCUUCCCCUCCCUUCUUCCGUUCCAUGUUGCUU